Messenger RNA from Vanessa atalanta (red admiral), 830 nucleotides. Its product is annotated as iron-sulfur cluster assembly scaffold protein IscU-like. Lineage: Eukaryota; Metazoa; Arthropoda; Insecta; Lepidoptera; Nymphalidae. The coding region runs from base 138 to 608 and encodes 156 amino acids. The record is from RefSeq and is a predicted model, not a curated record. The transcript is spliced from 3 exons. Gene Ontology annotation, molecular function: 2 iron, 2 sulfur cluster binding; ferrous iron binding. Gene Ontology annotation, cellular component: cytoplasm; mitochondrial matrix. Gene Ontology annotation, biological process: intracellular iron ion homeostasis; iron-sulfur cluster assembly.
CGUAAAUCUGACAACUAGCUGACAAAUCGAAUUUGUUCCAUGCAAAUCGGUAAUUCGAAACAAGCUACAUAGUAAAGAAAGAUUGUAAAGUUCAACUUAAUUCAAGUAAUAACUCUUGACUCUCGAAUCUCUUAAGUAUGGCUUAUUUAUUCUCCAAUAUAUGGAGAUGUCUAUGUGUGAGAAAUCGCGCUGCGCUCAACGUCGUACAAACUGCGUCGUAUCAUGCCAAUGUAAUUGAUCAUUACGAAAAUCCUCGCAAUGUUGGAUCACUAGAUAAGAAGGACAGAAAUGUAGGAACAGGUUUAGUAGGUGCUCCAGCUUGUGGCGAUGUUAUGAAAUUGCAGAUAAAAGUUGACGACGACGGUAAAAUCAUUGAUGCAAAAUUCAAAACGUUUGGAUGUGGUUCUGCAAUUGCUUCAAGUUCCCUGGCCACGGAAUGGGUUAAAGGCAAAACUGUGGAUGAGGCUUUAAAAUUAAAGAAUACAGACAUUGCUAAGGAACUUUCAUUGCCUCCUGUCAAGCUGCAUUGUUCUAUGCUUGCUGAGGAUGCUAUUAAGGCUGCACUCUCGGACUAUAGGAUCAAGCAACAAGAAGCUGAUAAAAAAUAAAUGCAAUAUGUAGUUUUAGAUAAUGUUUGGAACAGAUCUGUGAUUGUAAAGGGAAGUAUCUGGUUAUGAAAAAAAAUAAAGAAUAGUCUAAACAUUACAUGUUAACCACUUUGAAAAAUUUAUCUAUUGUCAUUAUGUGUUGUAUUAAUAGAAUCGGGAUAUAAUUAUUCCAAAGUGUAGAAUUCCCUUUCAUAGUAAUAUUAAUCAAUUGUUAUGUUAGAU